CCUCCCCUCCAGCCGGCCGAGACCUUCCCGACGCUCCGCGCGCGCCCGACUUUCUCCGACCAAGGCAAACGCCGGGCGGACGAGGUGGGGGGUGGGUGGGAAGCGCGUGCGCGCGCACACUGCAACCCCCCCCCCCCCCCACUCCCUCUUUCGCGCGCGGCUUUCCCUGCCGGCGUCGCCGCCGCCGCCGCCGCCGCAGGAGGCCGAGAGUAAGAAGGGGCCGCGGGCUGUGCGACGGCAGCCCCUCACCGGCAGCCGCUCCGGGUCAGGUACCACCUCCUCCUUCUCCCCCACCCCAACCCAGACGGGAUGCGGCAGCAGCGACUGGCAACCGGCAGCCUGCGGCGCACGAGGGGCGGAUGAGGCGGGCUCCGCCCUGCCUCCUACUGGCCGGUGCAGAAUGGAACACGAGGCCUUCCAGCUGGAAAAACAGCAUGUCCAUCAAGUCUAUGAAAGCACAGCCUCUUAUUUCAGUGACUUGGAAGGCAAAGCCUGGCCUCGCGUCCGGCAGUUUUUACUUGAACAGAAGCCUGGCAGCCUGAUUGCAGAUAUUGGUUGUGGGACUGGAAAAUACCUUGACGUCAACCACCUAGUGUAUAAUCUUGGAUGCGAUUAUUGUGGCCCCUUAAUCGAGAUUGCAAGGAACAAAGGCUGUGAAGUGAUGAUCUGCGAUAACCUACACCUCCCUUUUCGGGAUCUGUGCUUCAACGCCAUCAUCUCGGUGGGAGUGAUUCAUCAUUUCUCCACAAAACAAAGACGAAUCCAGGCGAUCCAAGAAAUGGUCAGGGUGCUGGAGCCAGGUGGCCAAAUGAUGAUUUACGUCUGGGCCAUGGAGCAAAAAACCCGACAUUUUGAGAAACAGGAUGUAUUUGUUCCUUGGAACAAAGCUUUGUGUUCCCGUUUGCUUUCAGAAUCCAAUAAAUCCGGGCCCAAAACUAAUACUGCACCCCCUAUAGAAUCUCAUACGACACACUCAAAACCCUCGAUGGGUUCAAAAUGUGGCCAGCCCGGUCCCUUUGAUCAAAACCCCCCUCUGAGAUUGGGUAACUGCCUCUCUGGAUCCUGCUGCGUGAAAAUUUCUGAAGACGAAGAAAAAAGAUUCUACGGUGCCGUGGGGAGAUCUUUUCGUUCCUGGUUUUCCUCCCGAUCUCUUGAUGAGUCUGCCUUAAGAAAGCAAAAUGAAAAGAUGGAACCCUUGAAGGAUGCGGUGGGAUGGACAAGCAACGCCAUUUCCGUUCAGCCCCUCAGGCAUUGCAGCGUAGACUUAGGGUGUCAGUCGGCACUGCUGGAAGGACGACAGCUAGAUCACUAUGACGAUGUGUUUACAAAGUGUGUGGCCUGUAAACAAAUCCAAUGGUUGGCAGCUUCCGGGUCCCUGAGGGGUUUUGACGGGGAGCCGGCUACCUUAGUCCAACACCGCAACGGGGAAACCUCGUUUCUAAGGAGUUCUGUGGAAAAUGUCAAGAAUAGCUGUAGCCAUCAAAGCAAUAGUCACUCCUUUGCAGGAAAGCCCUUCAAAAGGAUUUCAUCCGUUGGCUCUAGCGAGUCUGUGGUAGAAUCAGCGGUGGCGGUAGGAGACUGUGCGGUUAAUGGACAGGACACCAGAGCCUUUAUGCGCUAUUACCAUGUUUUUCGCGAAGGGGAGCUGUGCUCUCUGCUGGAAGAAAACGUUCCUGAGGUUCGCAUAGUAAGUUCAAGCUACGACCAUGGUAACUGGUGCAUUAUUGUGAAGAAAACAAUACGCAACCGCUGAAAAGUUAGGCUUUCCGAAGCUGCCAUCGAAGGAACGUUAUACAUUUUGCCAGCCUUUUAUCACCUAUUCUGCGUGCACUGGUGCAGUUUGCAUACAAAGAUGCCACUAUGAAAGAAUAGCACUUAACGGUUUGUUGAAAAACAAGCUUUUCUUUUCUUUUCUUUUUUUUUUUACAAAUACCCAUCCUCAGUUGCUUUUUAAGAAAUUUGGGAGUGAGGUGUUUUUUUGUUUGUUUUGUUUUUUAAAAACCAUUUUAUAAAUAAAACUUUUUACAAGUGAAGGAAGGAGACAUUUCUUCAUUUCCCCUCCUCCCCCAUCCCCUGAAAAUACAGGUAGUCCUCGACUUAGAACCACAAUCGAGCCCAACAUUUUUGUUGCUAAGUAAAACAUUUGUUAAGUGAAUUUUGCCUGGUUCUACGACCUUUCUUGCCUCAGUUGUUAAGUCACUGCGGUUGUUAAAACGAGUAAGCGAAGCUGGCUUUCUCCCAUUGACUUUGCUUGUCAGGUGGUUGUAAAAGAGGAUCAUGUGAUCUUAGGACACUGACUCCGUCAUAAGUAUGAAUCAGUUGCCAAGCAUCUGAAUUCUGAUCAUGUGUCCGUGGGGAUGCUGCAAACGGUCAUAAGUGUGAAAACCGGUUGUAAGUCACAUUUUUCAGCGCCGUUGUAA
Ahaetulla prasina is the source of this 2420-nucleotide messenger RNA. RefSeq names its product tRNA methyltransferase 9B (putative) (gene TRMT9B). Gene Ontology annotation, molecular function: S-adenosylmethionine-dependent methyltransferase activity; tRNA binding. The transcript has 4 exons. Lineage: Eukaryota; Metazoa; Chordata; Lepidosauria; Squamata; Colubridae. The record is from RefSeq and is a predicted model, not a curated record. Gene Ontology annotation, biological process: tRNA wobble uridine modification. The coding region runs from base 401 to 1753 and encodes 450 amino acids. Gene Ontology annotation, cellular component: cytoplasm; nucleus.